CUUUCCGGCGGAAGCUGCAGACGGCGAGAAUUGCAGCGGCAAACCCUAAACACACACUGGGUUGAAAAGAGCUUCUCUUAUUCAGCGUUACGUGUCCUCUUGAACACAGACAUGUAUCGCCCGGGUGAACCUGUUCGCCAGGUGCCUCCACCGCUGCCGUUCGGACCUCCACCGCCUCACGGCCCUCCUUUUAGACCCACAGGGCCCUGCUCUGUUCCUCCUCCUGGACACUUACCCCCCAGGCCCUGUGGACCAUAUCCGGUCGCGGCACGAGAUUAUCUCCACAACAGACCGCCGAGUGGGCAUUUCGUUCGUCCCCACUGUAGCAGCUUCUCCAUAGACCGUAGUACACCAAUUGCUUUGGGAGGAAGCCAGCAGAUUGUUACUCCUGCUGAACCAUCAACACAUCCGGUACCACAGUGGAAUCCCCCUCCAGUGGAACGUCAUUCUUUAGAUAAUAGUGACCGUGCUGGUGAGGAAUUCCUGAGAUGCAUUGCAGCCAACAAACCUCUCCCAAACUAUCUGAAAGGCAACAUGGCAUACAACCUGGCUGACGCAUUUAAGUCAGCUAGUAUCUUGAAAGAAGCAGUCAAAUCAGACCGUGAAUUCCAGAAGCAUGUGCCUAGAAGCAAGAGCCGUAGUCGAAGCAGAAGCCGAGGCAGGUCUCGAGCCAGGAGUCGCGGUCGAAGCAAAAGCAGAGUACGCAGCCGAAGCAGGGGAAGAAGCAAAACUCAAGCCUGUGGGAAGAGUCGAGCUAGAAGCAAAAGUAGGGCUCGCAGUAGGAGUCGGAGCAACAGUCGAAGUGAGAAAAAAAGUCAUGUACGGAGCAAGAGUCGAGCAAGGCGAUCCAAGUCACGAAGUAGCAGCAGUGAAAAGAGCCGAGGCAAAGGCAAAAAGAAAAACAGGAGCCCCGAACUCAUCACUGUCAACAGCAGUAAUAAUCUGCCAGGAAAUAGUCUAUUAGAAGGAUUGAAGCUGGUUAUGAGCAGCCAAGAUUUGGAAGAUCACCUGCCAUCUCUCAAAGAUAUCAUCCUCACUAUUAAGGCUCCAGAUGAGGGCAAAAAAGUUGAGUGUGUAUCUAAUGAGCCUACACACAUGGAACAUGACAGUCAAGACAGUUUAUCAAUGCUGGAAAAGGAAAGCAUGCUGCUUCCACAUGAAAGAGUUGGUGGUGAUUUCUCAUGGCUUCAAGGACAAAGUCAAGAAGAUGCUGCAUACCAGAAAGCUAAUGAACUUGAAGAUGAAGAGUCUUUCUUGUAUGGGAAUGAACCAGCUUCCCAGAUUAAUGAAAAGGCCAAACUACAGAAAGAGAGUAGUUCCCUUUCCACUCGUUGUGGACAUCUUCUUGAUCCAAAUCAGUCCCUGCAGUUGGCUUCUUCAACUUUAGUCCACUCCAAUCUGGACAACAUGGAAUAUGAGAAAAUCAAGACCAUAUUAAAAAGCCUGGGUUCAUCAAGUGAGAUCAAGGUGAAGACGCAGGGUCAGAAUGAGCAGGAGUCAUCUCCUACACUUGUCAAUUCAGACAAAGCAGCAGCAACUUUAGCAUUGCCAGCACUCAAUAACCCAAAUGUACGUCAGGCUCUGGAGUCUCUGCAAUCUCUGAUCAAAGCUACAAAGGAGAAACGAACAAAAAGUGACUGCGCAUCUCAAGUAUCUGAUAAACAUAAGGAGGGUGACAGUGAGGAAAGGAAGAGAGAGAAACAAGAGAAAGUAAAUAAAAUGGAGUCUUUGGCCAAAGAACUGGAUGAACUGUUAAAACAAGAUGGACUGGGUUUUAUAACUCCAGUUACUGGCUUUUACUGCCAGAACUGUGAGGAGUUCAUUGGAGAUUUGAAGUCUGCUGAAAACCAUGCAGCUAUCCGCCACCAUAGUAACUUUAUUGUGAGUACCCAUUGUACAUAA
Messenger RNA from Pundamilia nyererei, 1902 nucleotides. RefSeq names its product MAP7 domain-containing protein 1. Lineage: Eukaryota; Metazoa; Chordata; Actinopteri; Cichliformes; Cichlidae. Gene Ontology annotation, biological process: positive regulation of DNA-templated transcription; negative regulation of DNA-templated transcription. The transcript has 7 exons. Bases 112 to 1902 code for a protein of 596 amino acids. Gene Ontology annotation, cellular component: nucleoplasm. The record is from RefSeq and is a predicted model, not a curated record.